Molecule: messenger RNA, 1952 nt
Organism: Grus americana (Whooping crane)
Lineage: Eukaryota; Metazoa; Chordata; Aves; Gruiformes; Gruidae
Gene: ARMC10
Product: armadillo repeat containing 10
Exons: 6
Coding region: 132-920 (262 amino acids)
Cellular component (GO): mitochondrion
Molecular function (GO): protein binding
Source: RefSeq, a predicted model, not a curated record
CGCUGGCGGGUCGGCACCCCGAGAGUCCCCCGGCUGGGUAGAGCCCCAGGGCUCGGCUGCAGCAGGGAAGGGGGGCCCGGAGCUGAGCCGCGCCGGAUGGGGCGGUGGCUUCCGCGGCAGCGGCCGGGGAAAUGGGGGAGCCGCGGGGGGCGGCGGUGAGAGCGGCGGCCAUCGUACUCGGGGCGGGCGCCUGCUACUGCCUCUGGCGGCUGGCGGCGGGCGGCCGGCGGGGACAGCGGGCUGCGGCCGGGGCCGCCCGGGGCCCGCCGUCAGACAACAGUCCUCCAGUGUCAACCCAUAUCAUGGAUGCCGAUGCUCUACAGAAACUUAUUCAUUUGCUCCAGGCCACAGAUGAUCCAUUAAUUCAAGAGCAAGUUUUAAUCACUCUCGGCAACAGUGCUGCCUUCUGUGUAAAUCAAGAUAUAAUCCGAAAUUUGGAUGGCCUUUCUGUUAUUGGAGGGAUGCUCUCCGACUGCAUUGCCAAAGUUAAAGAAAAAGCAUUAAAUGCACUUAAUAAUUUGAGUAUGAAUAUUAAAAAUCAAGAGGAGAUACAGGUGUAUAUUACGCAAGUUUGUAGGAACGUUGAGUCAGCUCCCCUGAACUCGGAACUGCAGCUAGCUGGACUCAGAUUGUUGACAAAUAUGUCUGUUACCAGUGACUACCACCAUAAGAUGGUAAACUCAAUUCCGUGCUUUCUUCAUUUGCUUGCAGAAGGAACUGAAAGGACACAGAUUCAAGUUUUGAAGGUACUUGUGAACUUAUCUGCAAACCCAGCCAUGGCAAGACAUCUUCUCAGAGCUCAAAUACAUAGGUUAAACGGCAAGAGCAAAGCUUCAUUAAUGACUGCGUACUUGGGAAAUCUGAGCUCAUGUAAAGUGUUGAAAUUUACCUCAUUUGCUAAAGCAAAAGUCCCCCAAUGAAUGGCUACAGACUUCUUUGCUUGAACAUCAAUAUGGAUUCUUACUGCUUCUUCAGGAUCCACAUGCUGGUAUUUCAUGAACCACCUACCAAAACACAAAGUCAUUCUUUUGUGUCAUCUAAUUCAGUGCAAGAUUUCUUCUUUAUUUUCAAUGGGUAAGUUGCAAAGAAUCUAAAAAAAAAAAUCUUAGCUCAUGUAAUCAAAAAAAUUAUGGAGCGUGUAUGUCUGAACAACAUACAGAACACUCAAAAUCAACAAGCUGGAAUAUACGAAGAUACCCGCAAAAUAGCAGUUGAUGUAUUUCACUCCCCUUUUCAAACGUUUUUUUCUUAUAUAUAUACUAAGGACACAUUAUUGGUGCCUCAAGGCAUUAAGGCCAUAGAUUUAAAUCCAUCCCUCAAAAAAUUUCAUGCUAGUGCCACACACCAAAAAGCGUGUGCUUCAGAAGACAGCCUAAAGGAACAGUGGUAAAGCAGAAGAGAGAACCUGGCAAUUCUUAAAAGAUAUGGAUUUUUACCACGUUAUCCUGACUCCUAUCUUCCUUUCCCAGCCCAUACAUGCUCUGCUUCCAGCAUUAUAUCAGCAUUAUCAUCUAAAAGUUUAGAUACCUCAUCAUAAGUAGGAUACAGAUGCCUAAACACACAGAUCUUUCACUCUAUAAAGGAUUCAUCUUUAUCUCCAGAUAAGAUGCAAAAACAGCGUAAAGACUGAAGCAAGAGAAAAAUGCAGCAAAUUGCAUGCAUCUAAAUGGGUUGGAUUAAGUGAUGCUAUUUCAGAAAGAAAGUCACAAAGUAAUUCCAGAUUUUUACUCAACAUUUUUCACGGAAGAAAGUCAGCUGAUUUAUCCUUGCUGUGCAUAAGACUGAAGAAAAAAAACUCUCCAAGAGCAUCACACAUACACAGACAAGCAUCCUGGAGAUUUCAGCUCCAUCUUCCGAUUCUCUGCUUUUUUUUUUUUUGUCACUCAGCAAUUUCCUUCUUUUGCUUCUAUAUUCUGUUGUAAAAUCUUAAUAAAGUAUACCUACAGUUUUUA